Messenger RNA from Malassezia pachydermatis, 441 nucleotides. RefSeq names its product histone-fold-containing protein. Gene Ontology annotation, cellular component: negative cofactor 2 complex. Lineage: Eukaryota; Fungi; Basidiomycota; Malasseziomycetes; Malasseziales; Malasseziaceae. The record is from RefSeq and is a predicted model, not a curated record. Gene Ontology annotation, biological process: positive regulation of transcription by RNA polymerase II; chromatin remodeling; RNA polymerase II preinitiation complex assembly. The transcript has 2 exons. Bases 1 to 441 code for a protein of 146 amino acids. Gene Ontology annotation, molecular function: protein heterodimerization activity; general transcription initiation factor activity; TBP-class protein binding.
AUGUCGGAUGAUGAGCAUGAUUUUGGGGGUAGCGCUCCCGUAGAUGAUGAGGAGCUCUCCCUGCCUAAGGCUACUGUCCAAAAGCUCAUUCAAGAGUAUCUGCCGAAAGAUAUGAGCUGUGCGAAAGAUACGCGGGAUUUGCUCAUUGAAUGCUGUGUCGAGUUUAUUCAUCUAGUCUCCAGUGAGUCCAAUGAGGCCUGCGAGAAAGAUUCGAAGAAGACCAUCGCGCCGGAUCACGUCGUUAAGGCCCUCGUGGAUUUGGGUUUCGAAAAGUACACGCGCGAAGUCCAAGAUGUGCUUCAGGACCAUCGCCAGCACCAAAAGGAGCGUGAACGCAAGGCAUCACGAUUUGAAAUGAGUGGCCUCACAGAAGAGGAGCUGCAGCGGCAACAGGAAGAGCUGUUUGCCGCCAGCAAAGCUCGCUUUGAUGCGGCCAAUUAG